CGGGCACCGCCCCCGGCGCGUGCGCGCGUCACGUGGGGCGCCGACCGUCUGCAGCUGCGGCGGGACCCGGCCUGGAGACUGCGCCGCCUGCAGGUUGCCAUGGCGGCCGUUGACAGCUUCUACCUCCUGUACAGGGAAAUUGCCAGGUCUUGUAACUGCUAUAUGGAAGCCCUAGCCCUGGUUGGAGCCUGGUACACGGCCAGGAAGAGCAUCACCGUCAUCUGUGACUUCUACAGCCUGAUCCGGCUGCAUUUCAUCCCCCGACUGGGGAGCAGAGCAGACCUCAUCAAGCAGUAUGGAAGAUGGGCUGUCGUCAGCGGUGCAACAGACGGCAUUGGGAAAGCCUAUGCCGAAGAGCUGGCGAGCCGCGGACUCAACAUCAUCCUCAUUAGCCGCUGCGAGGAGAAGCUGCAGGCUGUGGCUAAAGACAUAGCCGACACCUACAAGGUGGAGACCGAUGUGAUAGUCGCCGACUUCAGCAGCGGCCGAGAGAUCUAUGCGCCCAUUCGUGAAGCCCUAAAAGACAAAGAUAUUGGCAUUUUGGUAAACAAUGUGGGUGUGUCCUAUCCCUACCCCCAGUAUUUCACGCAGGUCUCAGAGGACAAGCUCUGGGACAUCAUAAACGUGAACAUUGCUGCCGCGAGCUUGAUGGUCCGCAUAGUGCUGCCGGGGAUGGUGGAGAGGAAGAAAGGCGCCAUUGUCACCAUCUCGUCUGGCUCCUGCUGCAAACCCACUCCCCAGCUGGCUGCGUAUUCUGCUUCAAAGGCAUACCUCGACCACUUGAGCAGAGCGCUGCAGUAUGAAUACGCUUCCAAAGGCAUCUUUGUGCAGAGCCUCAUCCCGUUCUCUGUAGCCACCAACAUGGCUGCACCCAGCAGCUUUCUGCACAAGUGCCCAUGGUUGGUGCCUUCGCCAAAAGUGUACGCACAUCAUGCUGUCUCUACCCUUGGAAUUUCCAAAAGGACCACGGGAUACUGGUCCCAUUCCGUUCAGUUUCUUUUUGCACAGUACAUGCCUGAAUGGCUGUGGGUGUGGGGAGCAAACCUUCUCAACCGCUCGUUGCGCAAGGAGGCCUUAUCGUGCAGAGCCUGAACCGGGUCAGCCUCAAGAGCGUAGCUGAUUGAGGGUAGCCUGCAGUCUUCCGCCAUUGGGAACACGACACUUCAUUUAUGCUGCGUGCUUUCUUUGAUUGCUGAUUGUCUAGUGUAGGAGAGUCGCCAUUUGCAAAGCAGACAUAAUGCUGCCGAGCGCUGUGACAGCGCCUCCGGGGUGCUGUGGCCUUGGGCUUCUGGGGUCUCAGCACCAACACAGGACACCUGCACUUCCGGGCUGCUCCAGGAGCUGUGGCAGUCAGAGACUGGAAUGUUACAUGAUGUGUCAGCUGUUAAAAUUCUUCAUGCUGGCUGUUAAGGGAAACAGCCUACUGUCCCUUUCCAGACGGCUUAUGUAUUGGGUUUCAAAUAUUCAUCAGGAAAAACAAUUGAGAAGUGUUUUGUGACUGAAAUUGCUGGUGUUAGCAGUGGAAGUCUGUAUGUGUGCUGCUGUGUAGCCACAGCUGUUGUCCUGUAUGUGACAGCACAGCUCUUCCACAGAGGCUUCGGCAGGGAACCCUGUGUGGAUGUGUGUGUUGU
This is a messenger RNA of Ochotona princeps (American pika), 1631 nucleotides long. RefSeq names its product hydroxysteroid dehydrogenase like 1 (gene HSDL1). The record is from RefSeq and is a predicted model, not a curated record. Gene Ontology annotation, molecular function: oxidoreductase activity. The coding region runs from base 100 to 1092 and encodes 330 amino acids. NCBI's taxonomy places the organism in Eukaryota, Metazoa, Chordata, Mammalia, Lagomorpha, Ochotonidae. The transcript has 5 exons.